AUUUGCCUUGAGGCUCGGGCGAAUGUCUCCCUCCACUUCUCAGCGCCCCAGGCUGAAGCCUUACGACGUGGGUCAGUCAUCGUCGCCUUAAUGGCAGCCUAACCAUGCAGUGCAAUGUUGACCCAAACCGUGAUGCAUGAUGCGCGAGCUUCCUGUUUCGUCCUACCGCAUUGUGAGGAGUGGAUUAUUCGUUCCCAAGGCCCGAACAGAGCCGGCGUUUGAGUCUGCUUCAAGUUGAGGUGCCUCGCGCUUCGUAUAAAGACGGGGGUUUCCGCGCUGUGUGACGAACCAUUACACCCUCUUCUCCCUCCCCUCACACUCGCUCUGUGUGUCUUUUUCUCCCUCCUCCCACUCUGUUUCUCGCUGAUACAGAACUUGGUUUUGGGAGGAUCGAGAAGCCACAUACUUGACGAGCCGCCACGGAGGCGACAUGGAUUCACUAACAAAAAUGACCAAGUUAGGCCUGCCUCCAUUAUUCCACGCCCAAGGCGCCAACUUCACUGGCAACGCCUCACAUCCAUUCCCGCCCGGCAUGGUGGACAGUUUCCUCGCCACGGCCGGUCAGGCUUCGCCUCUGAUGCAGCUGUUCCUCUUCAUCUAUCGCCAGAUCGGAGUGCAGUUUGGCCUUGACCCUUCACUGCUCCUCACCAUGCUUGGUGUCCUUUGGGGUCUAUCAAAGAUCCUCACCCAGGUCUACGGUAUGCUCCAAGUCUUCAACAGCCGUUACCUCAUGUGCGCCCUGUAUGUGGGCGAGAACGAUCAUAUCUACUCGCACAUUAUGAAUUUCCUCGCACACCAGCAGAACAUUGCAAAGGACCGUUAUUUGAUGGCCCAGACUGUGUGGAAGAGUGCAUGGGAGGAAGAAGAGGAAAUGGCAAAUGCCUUGACGCUGAUUGAAGUGGGUGAUGGUGAUGACGAUGAUGAGCCCAAGUACCUCAACUUUGCCAGUCAAGCGGCAAGAUCGAGCCCUCGAUAUGUUCCAGCCAUGGGUACAACCGGGUUUUGGCAUAACGGGACCUACUUCAGGGUGAACCGAAAAAAGGAGUCGUUCAUGAAUACUUCUGGAUGGUCAGCUAUGAAAGAUCUCGAGGAAAUCAAGAUUUCCUGCUUUGGUCGAUCUAUUGAUCCAAUCAAACAGCUCCUUGCAGAUGCAAAGACCAUGUACUAUCUUGAUACCCGACAGAAGACCACCAUCUAUCGUCCAAGCGCCAAGGAAUCUCGACGCGACGGCCAUAUGUGGCAUCAAGUCGCUAGGCGACCUGUUCGUCCUAUGCGCACCGUCGUGCUCGACUCGAAGGAGAAACACGACGUGCUGCGAGAUGUCAACGAGUACCUUCAUCCUGGAACGCCUCGGUGGUAUGCUUCUCGUGGUAUCCCUCUCCGAAGAGGAUAUCUGUUCCACGGCCCCCCAGGCACGGGAAAGACCAGUUUCUCGUUUGCACUGGCUGGAGUUUUUGGAAUCGACAUAUACGUUAUCAGUCUACAGGAUAUAAGUGUGACCGAGGAGGAUCUGGCGGCGCUCUUUACUCGGCUUCCCAGACGGUGCAUCGUUUUGCUUGAGGACAUCGACACCGCGGGGUUGCGGCGAGACCCUGACGAAGAUGCUGAGGAGGAUGCUAAAGAUGAUGCCGACGAAAAAAAGGAGGAUGCCAAAGAUGCCAAGAAAUCCAAGAAGUCCAAGGAGUCCAAGAAGUCCAAGAAGAAGUCCAAGAAGGAGGAGAGCGACGGCGACUCUGACAACAACUCCGAGAGCGACUCGGACAGCUCAGAAGACGAAAAGUCGAAAAAGAAGACAAAGAAGACAAAGUCGAAAAGAAAACAGAGCAGAGGAAUGAGCGGUAUCCUCACAGUAGAAAGCAUUUCCCUCUCGGGUCUGCUCAACGCCAUCGACGGUGUCGCCUCGCACGAAGGUCGCAUCCUCAUCAUGACGACCAACAAGCCCGAAUCUCUGGACGAGGCACUCAUCCGUCCAGGUCGCGUCGACGUUCAAGUCGGCUUCAAGAACGCUUCAAGCGUGCAGGCCGCCGAGCUGUUCCAUCGCAUGUAUGAGGCCAAGCGCGCCAAGCUUGUCAGUAACGGUUCCGCCUCCGGACCCCCCAAGACUCCGUCGCAGGCGAAGACGGAGAACGACGUGGCGUUGAAGCAGACCGAGGGGCUGGGAGUGACAACUGAGGAGCUGCGCAAGAUAUCAGUGGAAUUCGGAAAGCUGAUUCCUGAAGGCAUGUUUUCGCCAGCCGAGAUCCAAGGUUUCUUGCUUAAGCGCAAGAAGACACCGCAGAAGGCCUUGGAUGAUGCAUCCGAGUGGAUCGAGGCAACGAUUAAACAAAAGGAGUCGAAAUCCAAGCAUGCCCUGCUGCCCACACCAGCGACGACGACGACGACGACGCAGCCGACCAUGGCCAACCUCCAAUCCAGUACGCCAUCCGGCAAGGAGCCCGGCCUGAGGCACCCCAGCAACGGCAAGACCAUCUACCACCGGCCCCUCAACCGCUCCAAGACGGCCGAGCUGAGCCAGGCCAGCUUCGCCUACCUGUUCGGCGAGAUGGUGACGUAUGCGCAGCGGCGCGUCAAGGGCAUCCAGGAGCUGGAGCAGCGACUGAAUGUCCAGGGCCACCCCAUCGGGCUGAAGCUGCUCGACCUCCUUAUCCACCGCGAACCCGCGCGGGCGCAGCUGCGGCCCCUCACCAUCAUCGCUCUGCUGCACUUCAUCAAGCAGAACGUCUGGCAGCACCUGUUCGGGCGGCAGGCCGACCGGCUGGAGAAGAGCGCCAACCCCGAGACGCCGGACGAGUACAUGAUCAUUGACAACGAACCCCUGGUCAACCAGUACAUCAGCGUGCCCAAGGAGAUGAGCCAGCUGAACUGCGCUGCGUUCGUGGCUGGCGUCGUCGAGGGCGUGUGCGAUGGGGCCGACUUCCCCGCCCGCGUGACGGCGCACACCGUCGGGGAGGGCGAGAUGUGGCCCGGGAAGACGGUGUUUCUGGUCAAGUUCCGCAGCGAGGUGCUGGAGCGAGAGGGAUUUCUGGGCAAGAGCUAAGCCAAGACAUGGCUGGCUGAACUGGCUGGCUGUGGCGAUGCCAGUAUACGACACGAACGGAGUUUGGGAGUUGGGGGUCUGGAAUUGACUUGGGCUUGGCCAUGGCCGUGAUAGAACGGAAUACGAGAACU
Messenger RNA from Ilyonectria robusta, 3168 nucleotides. RefSeq lists its product as uncharacterized. Gene Ontology annotation, molecular function: ATP binding; ATP hydrolysis activity. Gene Ontology annotation, cellular component: TRAPPIII protein complex; TRAPPI protein complex; TRAPPII protein complex. Lineage: Eukaryota; Fungi; Ascomycota; Sordariomycetes; Hypocreales; Nectriaceae. The transcript is spliced from 5 exons. The record is from RefSeq and is a predicted model, not a curated record. Gene Ontology annotation, biological process: endoplasmic reticulum to Golgi vesicle-mediated transport. Bases 431 to 3037 code for a protein of 868 amino acids.